Messenger RNA from Rhododendron vialii, 1983 nucleotides. Its product is annotated as 3-oxoacyl-[acyl-carrier-protein] synthase I, chloroplastic-like. Gene Ontology annotation, biological process: fatty acid biosynthetic process. The transcript is spliced from 8 exons. NCBI's taxonomy places the organism in Eukaryota, Viridiplantae, Streptophyta, Magnoliopsida, Ericales, Ericaceae. The record is from RefSeq and is a predicted model, not a curated record. Bases 90 to 1502 code for a protein of 470 amino acids. Gene Ontology annotation, molecular function: 3-oxoacyl-[acyl-carrier-protein] synthase activity.
AUAUAUAUAUAUAUAUAUAUAUAUAUCUGCUGGAUACCAAUAGGUGACAAGGGGUUCCAAGAGAAAAAAAGAAGCAAAGCUUGAGAAAGAUGGCAGAGAUAGCCAGUGGUAGUUUAAUGGUGUUCCACUCCUCCCACAAAGCAACACUGCACACCUGGCCAGUGUCUUCUUUUCCUCCAAACAUUUCUUCUUCAAGACAAAAGCAAAGUGGACAAGUGAGGGCCAUGGCUUCCCCAAUUUCAGCUCCAAAAAGAGAGACAGAUCCAAAGAAGAGGAUUGUGAUAACAGGAAUGGGGCUUGUAUCAGUGCUUGGAAAUGAUGUUGACACAUUCUACAACAAGCUGCUCAAUGGAGAGAGUGGUAUUCGACGAAUUGACAGGUUUGAUGCCUCCGAUUACCCGGUCCAAAUUGCCGGUCAGGUCCCGGAUUUCUCGGCAGAUGGCUUUAUUGAUGGAAACAGAUAUCAGAAUCUUGAUGACUGCUGGAAGUUUUGCCUGUUUGCAGCAAAAACAGCUCUCCAAGAUGCCAAUCUUAGUCCCCAAGUCCUCAAAACUCUGGAUAGGUCUAAAAUGGGAGCGGUGAUGGGAUCGGGAGCAGGUGGCAUCAAAACUCUAUACAAUGCGGUGGAUGCUCUUCUAAAACAAGACUACAGCAAGGUUUUAACCUCGUACUAUCCAAACAAUAUGGGUCCAGCACUUCUAGCCAUAGAAACCGGCUUUACAGGUCCGAUCUACUCCAUCUCAACAGCCUGCGCGAGUUCCAAUUACUGCCUUUACGCUGCGGCAAAUCACAUCAUAAAAGGGGAAGCACAAGUCAUGGUGGCCGGUGGGACGGACUCUGGAGUGAUACCGAGUGGCAUCUGUGGGUUCAUGGCUUGCAAAGCUCUGUCAAGCAGGAAUGACGAGCCCCAAAAGGCUUCGAGGCCGUGGGAUAAAGGCCGUGAUGGUUUUGUCCUGAGUGAAGGCUCUGGUGUACUGGUUAUGGAGAGCUUGGAACAUGCAACCAAGCGAGGAGCAAAUAUCAUAGCAGAAUACCUAGGAGGUGCAAUAUCCUCUGAUGCUCAUCACCUGACCGAUCCUCGCUCUGAUGGAUCUGGAGUUGCAUCCUGCAUAUCCAAGAGCCUGAAGAUUGCCGGAGUAUCUCCAGAAGAGGUGAAUUACGUAAAUGCUCACGCAACGUCCACACGAGUAGGAGAUUUAGCAGAGGUCAGUGCAAUAAAGAAGGUUUUCAAGAACCAGCGAGAACUAAAGAUGAAUGGAACAAAGUCAAUGAUUGGUCAUGCUAUAGGAGCAGCUGGUGCUUUAGAAGCAAUAGCAACAGUAAAAGCAAUCGCUACUGGCUGGCUACAUCCGACUAUAAACCAAUAUAAUUUGGAACCGGAGGUUACAAUUGACACUAUACCGAAUGGCAAGAUAAAGCAUGAUGUCAACGUUGCUAUCUCCAACUCUUUCGGCUUCGGCGGACACAACUCGGCGGUUGUUUUUGCUCCCUUUACACCCUAAGAAGGGUUCAAGACCCUCAUUGAGGAGAAAUGGGACCAGGUUAUGGAUCUGCUCAAGUGGGAAUUACAGAUUACCAGUCCCGGCUCUGAAAAGCUAACUGCAUGUUACAGUGAGAACAGAGCCUAUCAGAGCAAUGGGGGACAUGGUCACCAUCUUCACACCAGAAAGUUUGCUAAUCUAAUACUAGGUAGAAACUGGUAUUGUAAGUUUUGUAGUACAGUUUGUUGGAACUAUUUCAUGAUUUAGGACACCUAUAGUGCCCGAAUCUACCAAAAAACUAAUGCACAUAUAACGCAUAAACCUUAUUGUAAAAUCCUUAUGAAAAAGUAUUUAAAAACUAAAGAACCCGGUUUCCAAUUUAGUAGUACUGGUUGCAUUUUAGUUCUUUCCCUUGAAACUUCAUCUUCCUUUUUGGGGGGAUUCUGUAGAUUAACGACAAACAAAGUUCAGCUUCUAUCAAUGUCAAGGCUUAUCCCUUCUA